GUCAAAGUUCAGCCCCGCCCGCCUCCCCGCGCCGUCUCCUCGGCCUGCGCCGCCGCCGCUCGUGGUCCGGGUCGCGCUCCUUCCGCUCCGCCGCCUGCUUGCGAGUGCUGCCCGGCAGGCCGCCAUGGCGAACGUGGCCGACACGAAGCUGUACGACAUCCUGGGCGUCCCUCCCGGUGCCAGCGAGAACGAGCUGAAGAAGGCAUACCGAAAGUUAGCCAAAGAAUACCAUCCUGAUAAGAAUCCAAAUGCUGGAGAUAAAUUUAAAGAAAUAAGUUUUGCAUAUGAAGUAUUGUCAAAUCCAGAGAAGCGGGAGCUGUAUGACAGAUAUGGAGAACAAGGUCUACGGGAAGGCAGUGGUGGAGGCGGUGGCAUGGAUGAUAUUUUCUCACAUAUUUUUGGUGGAGGAUUGUUUGGCUUCAUGGGCAAUCAGAGUAGAAGUCGAAAUGGCAGAAGAAGAGGCGAGGACAUGAUGCAUCCACUGAAAGUAUCUUUAGAAGACCUGUAUAAUGGCAAGACAACCAAACUACAACUUAGCAAGAAUGUGCUAUGUAGUGCAUGCAGUGGCCAAGGUGGAAAGUCUGGAGCUGUUCAAAAAUGCAGCGCUUGUCGGGGUCGAGGUGUGCGCAUUAUGAUCAGACAGCUGGCUCCAGGAAUGGUGCAGCAGAUGCAGUCCGUGUGCUCUGACUGCAAUGGAGAAGGGGAGGUCAUCAAUGAAAAAGACCGCUGUAAAAAAUGUGAAGGGAAGAAGGUGAUUAAAGAAGUCAAGAUUCUGGAAGUCCAUGUAGACAAAGGCAUGAAACAUGGACAGAGAAUUACGUUCACUGGGGAAGCAGACCAGGCUCCAGGAGUGGAACCUGGAGAUAUUGUUCUUUUGCUACAGGAAAAAGAACAUGAGGUAAUUUCCUUUCGAUUUAUUCACUUUUUUUCCCCUUUUUCCCCUGGCAAAGUAAUUGAACCAGGAUGUGUUCGUGUUGUUCGAGGUGAAGGAAUGCCACAGUAUCGUAAUCCCUUUGAAAAGGGUGAUCUUUACAUAAAGUUUGAUGUGCAGUUUCCUGAAAAUAACUGGAUCAACCCAGACAAACUUUCUGAAUUAGAAGAUCUCCUGCCAUCUAGACCAGAAGUUCCUAAUGUUAUUGGAGAGACAGAAGAAUUUGCCUCCACAUAUGAGGAGUGA
Mastomys coucha (southern multimammate mouse) is the source of this 1177-nucleotide messenger RNA. RefSeq names its product DnaJ heat shock protein family (Hsp40) member A2 (gene Dnaja2). The record is from RefSeq and is a predicted model, not a curated record. The transcript is spliced from 10 exons. Lineage: Eukaryota; Metazoa; Chordata; Mammalia; Rodentia; Muridae. Gene Ontology annotation, molecular function: Hsp70 protein binding. Gene Ontology annotation, biological process: protein refolding. The coding region runs from base 125 to 1177 and encodes 350 amino acids. Gene Ontology annotation, cellular component: cytoplasm; cytosol.